This is a messenger RNA of Seminavis robusta, 1212 nucleotides long. The record is from the annotation of a GenBank genome assembly. Lineage: Eukaryota; Bacillariophyta; Bacillariophyceae; Naviculales; Naviculaceae.
AUGAUGCAACGAUGGCAGAAUUGGGGCAAGCCGCAAUGGAAGCCACAACAGGCGGAACCAGCGAGUAUGCAAGUAAAAGCAGACAUUCAAGAGAUCAUCAACAAGCACCAAGCGGCAGCGCUGCUGGAAGCCAACGACAAUAUACGAAUGCUCAAGGAACAGCGAGAAGCACACAAGGCUCUCGUCAAGAAUCAAGAAAAUACUAUUCACGAGUUGAUGGCGCAAGUCAAAAAGUUGCAAGAGGAAGAAACGCAAAAACGACAAAAUGAAAAACAAGAGCGAGAACGUCAACAUGAGCAUGACAGACAUGAAAAUUGCCAAUUACAAGAGGAAAUAGAACAACUUAAGCGGCAGUUGAAACAACGAGACGAUAUUAUUGAUCAAUUACAGCAACAGCAACAACAAGAACAAUAUAAUUCACAAUCCAGCAAUGCCGUAUCCCCUGAAAGAUCACCCACUAGUGCGGAACUUUCGACGUCCAACCAUUCGCCAGAUCAUUUGUUGAGUAAAAGUCUCGCAAUACAAGACGAACAAUCCAGGGAAAUCCAAUCCCUAGAAUCCACAGUCAAAUCUCUCACAGAAAAGACGGAAGAGCAAGAACAUGAAAUUGAAAAACUGCAAAAUAUAAUCAAGGAAUUCGAGGCAUUUUAUGCACAACAAAACAAUAAUGUCUCUGAAACAGAAGAACCUGGUCUCGAAAUUCUGCAAGAAGAGUCGUUUGAUGCAUCGGAGACUUCAGAGCACAAAGAAGGAGACAGCAAUGACCAACUACUGGACGAGGAUUAUUCCGAAAGAUCCCUGCCAACAAUACCAGAAUCGCCCAUACAAUCACUGUCACCCUCCUCCUCCAAUCAAAAACAAAGAAUGACCCUCAAUGGCAAUCAAUUGGUGCUUCUCAUCAGCACCAUGCCCAUUCAUCGCAAGGUGGCGCAAAAUCAAUCCAGACUAGAAACCAUUCUCCAAGAAUAUUUGAACUUGUCCUCUUCCGGAAACGGUGAAGUUCAAAUACUCGAUGGCUGUGACCGAGAUCCUGCCAGUAUCAAUCUCCGAAAUGAUCUAUUUCGAAUAUCGGGUCUUCGUGCCGUCUAUCCACAGCUCUUUCUAGUCAAUUUUGCCACCAAUGACAUUAGUUUUGUCGGUGAUUUUGAUGCCAUUGUGGAAUUGCAUGAUGCCCACAUGUUUGCCGCCGCCAUUGGAUUGACUCCAGCUUAA